UUGACUUUGCCUCAUGAUGUCGUUCAGCAGAAACACACAGAGCCAAAAACAGCAGCUGUCAUGGCUGCAUAUAUCUUGGGACUAGACGUGGGAACCACCUCGAUUAAAGCGGUUUUAUUAGACAGUGAAUCCAGAUCUGUGGCUGCGAGUCACUCGAUACCAACCACGUCUGAUAUAAGCGACAGUAGCGGGAUAAAGGCCAAAGAACAGGAUACUGUCCGUAUCAUAGACACUCUGAACCGGUGCGUCGGCCUGCUGCCCAGAGACAAACUGCAGCAUGUCCGCAGCAUCGGGCUGUCUGGACAGAUGCACGGGGUUUUAUUCUGGAAAGCAAAGAGCGGUUGUGACUGGUCCAACGGAGACUUCUUCACAGCUAGAGAUGCCAGUCAGCUGAUCACCUGGCAGGACGGACGCUGCAGCAGUAGCUUCCUGUCCUCUCUGCCACAACCAGACUCACAUCUCAGCAUAGCCACGGGGUUUGGCUGUGCAACAAUCCUCUGGUACAUGAAACACAGGCCCAAGUUCCUUGAGGACUUCACAGCUGCAGGUACCAUCCAGGACUAUGUGGUGUCCAUGUUGUGUGGUCUGGACAGAUGUGUGAUGACGCCUCAGAAUGCAGCCAGCUGGGGCUUCUUCAACACCUCCUCCAACCAGUGGAAUACAGACAUUCUGAAGGGUACCGGCUUCCCUUUGCACCUGCUACCUCAGUGUGUGCCAUCUGGUGGCUUGGCGGGAAAGACGUGCUCUGACUGGCACGGCAUCCCUGCUGGUACGCCAGUAGGGGCCGCCAUGGGAGACUUCCAGUGCUCUGUCUACUCCUGCAUGAGUGCGCGGACAGAUGCAGUCCUUAACAUCAGCACCUCAGCCCAGCUGACCUACGCCAUGCCAGCUGACUUCAAACCUCCAGACUCUCCUCAGCCUGCCUCCUCCAUCUCCUUCUUCCCGUACUUCGACUCCUCUUACCUGGCAGUGGCAGCGUCACUCAACGGAGGGAAUGUGCUGGCCACUUUUGUGGAGAUGCUCACUGCCUGGAUGAAAGAGCUUGGUGCAGAGCUGAAUGAGCUGUGCCUAUAUGAGAAGCUGAUUUGUAGCGCUCUGAACCAGGAAACAAGUGACCUGAGGGUGAGUCCUACCAUCCUGGGAGAGAGACACAACCCUCUCUGCCUGGGUCAGGUGACCGACAUCUCCGCCUCCAAUCUGUCUCUGGGUCACGUGACCAGGGCACUGUGCCACGGAGUCCUGGACAACAUCACCUCCAUGAUGCCUGCUGAGCGUCUGCAGCAGGCCGGGGUCAGCAGGAUCGUAGGCAGUGGGAGCGCCCUCGCUCGCAAUGAGGUGCUCAGGCAGGAAGUGGAGAGGGCGUUUCCUCAGCCGGUGGUUUACGGACAGAACGCGGACUCUGCUGUCGGUGUGGCGAUGGUCCUCUGUGACAGACUUUGAAUCAGACUCGUAAUCCACAGGGGAAUUCCUGAUUGUUUACAUGAUUAUAACUGAUAAUUUUGCACAUUUCAAUAAAAUACACAGAUGUUAAAAA
Thunnus maccoyii (southern bluefin tuna) is the source of this 1534-nucleotide messenger RNA. RefSeq names its product sedoheptulokinase (gene shpk). The transcript is spliced from 7 exons. NCBI's taxonomy places the organism in Eukaryota, Metazoa, Chordata, Actinopteri, Scombriformes, Scombridae. The record is from RefSeq and is a predicted model, not a curated record. Gene Ontology annotation, molecular function: sedoheptulokinase activity. Gene Ontology annotation, biological process: carbohydrate metabolic process; cellular response to lipopolysaccharide. Bases 61 to 1440 code for a protein of 459 amino acids. Gene Ontology annotation, cellular component: cytosol.